Messenger RNA from Mercenaria mercenaria, 3372 nucleotides. Its product is annotated as E3 ubiquitin-protein ligase XIAP-like. Gene Ontology annotation, biological process: regulation of cell cycle. Lineage: Eukaryota; Metazoa; Mollusca; Bivalvia; Venerida; Veneridae. The transcript has 9 exons. Gene Ontology annotation, cellular component: nucleus; spindle microtubule; cytoplasm. The coding region runs from base 291 to 1343 and encodes 350 amino acids. The record is from RefSeq and is a predicted model, not a curated record.
AAAAUCUAAGGUGAUUCCCCGCAUUACUAACAUGAAGUGUUGUUAUUUAUACAGGCAGUGUUGUUAUUUAUAAAUGCAGGGAAGCCAAACUGUGAGUCUUUUAGUGGUAAACCAAAACAUUGCACGGACUAAAUUUGUAUCGGAAUAUUACCACCAGAGGAACUCGAUGGCUUUCCGUGAUAAUGUCAGCUCGAACUAAAGAGAAUGAAGCAAAGCAGAGUUAAGGGGACAGGAGUCUUUCCUUCAGCUGCAUUAGUCUUUCAUUCCUCUCAGAAAAGAAAGUUCCGAAUAUGGUUGAUUCAAAGUAUUCAUCACAUGCCGAGCGACUAACGUCUUUGAGCAACUGGCCAGGUCGAAAUUUAUUCGAUAUUGGCGCAGUUGCUGAAUCUGGUCUCUACUAUCUUGUCUGUGAUGACGGUGAUAGAGUCAGGUGCGCAUUCUGCGAAUUUACAAUCGCAAACUGGAAAAUCUUGGACGACAUCUGGAAAUUGCAUGCAUCCUUUGUUCCUACAUGUGUCCAUCUCUUGUGUAGUAAAGGGAUAGAAUAUGUCAAAGAGGUUUUGCAAGAGGAAAAUUGUAAUGCAGAGCAUGUGCAUGUUUUGUUGAACAGUACUACGCAGAGGUUUAGAGACUGUAGGAGCCGCCGGCCAGAAGAUCUUACGAUACUUGGGGUCAAUGAUCUUCUCUUAAGAAGACAACAACAGUCUUCUUCGUGUAGUCCAAGUUCAAGAUGCGCCGGUCAGUACCGAACUUCCCGAGGUGUUCCACUUACAAUGCCAAAACAUAGAGAGAUGAUGCAUCCUAACUUUAGAUUCGCAUCCUUUGACAACGCGGAUAUUCGCCGAACAUUCCCUGAUCUGAAAGUAGUCGUGGAUGCGGGAUUUUUCUAUACAGGCGCUGAUGGUUCGCUGAAAUGUUACCAUUGCGGUGUAUGGUUUAAAAACUUGAAGUGGGAUGAUAGUCUUUGGGAAGAGCAUGCCAAGCAAGCUCCGCAUUGCAUACAUGUUAUUCUUACUAAAGGAGAAGAAUUUGUAGAGAAGGUGCUGACAGAUGGCCGCAGAAAGCUGAAAAGAUCUGCUAGGGAAAUAGGGGAGAGUGGUAGUCCUACGACUAAGAAAAUUAAUGUCUUCGGCAUCAGUGAAAAAGAGGGAGUUGAAAGAGUCCGAAGAGACGACAUUGACCGAUCCGCUUCUACAGAUGCUCACGAUCAGCCGAAUAUGUGCCGAAGGUGUCGCCGACGCAGCGAUAGUCAAGCAGCUUUAGGUUCCGUGUGUUGUAGCGUUUGGGUUUGUGAGUCUUGUGCCACACGUGAUGGACAUUGUCCUGUCUGUGGCAGGAUCUAAAAUGAAACAAUCAUUUGGAGCAUAGUCAGGGUGUGGCUAUUGCUUACAAAUCGCUUGUACAACAAUACUGGAUUACUGCUUUAUAAAGUGUUGGAUCAUCGUCGAGUUUUACAGCAGCAUUACUCAUUUUGAAAUUGGGAUGGCUUAUUCUAUCAUCGGAAAUUUUUAAUUUUCUACCAAUGAUGGACAGUGAGCUGCUGUUUUAGACGUUCUGUUUAAACUAUCAUUAUUGCGGAAAUGAUAUGCUUAUAACCCAUUGUGCAUGGAUGUAAAAUAUCAUUACAGUUCUUGUAUAUGAGUCUUAUUGUGUAGACUGUGUUAUUUGCAUUUUGUCUUUUUAUAAUUCAGUUUGUUACGUUUUCAAUUUAAAGUGCUUUUUGACUAUAGUUUUAUGCUUGUUUAAGUAUUUCUAUUCGAAAUAUGUAAGUAAAUGUACUUUAUGUAUUAUAAGCCUAUAGAAGAUAUUCAGUUCCGCUUAAGCAGAAUAUGCGCUAGGGGGCGUGGAACAUGUGAUAUUUAUACUCGUUUUCCAUGAAUGGGUUCAAUUAAACCGAGCCCGGGGUAUCUACAAAAGGAUGACGACAUAUAAUAUUUCAAAUCUGCUUACAUGUUACCGUUACGUAUUAUAUAAGAUUCAUUUUUUGUUUGUUUAUUUGUUGUUGUUGUUGUUUGUUUGUUUGUUUGUUUUCUUUUUCGUUAUCAUAUAAUUUUCAUUCGUGUAUCCUUCGUUAUAUUCCAGAAGUAAAAGACUUUUAUUAGAAUAAACAAUAGCUGUUUUCGUGAAAUGCCACGAAAAAAAAAGAGUAAAUUUUGAUCUUAAUUGGAUGGGUAAAAUUGAAGUCCUUUUAAAUAAUAAACAUCUGAUUACAAAUGUAUUUGAAAUGGGUAUCUUGGUUUAAACAAUUUUCAUACAUUUUUUGUAUAAUUUCAUUAUAACUUGCUUACAUCACAAUGGUCUCCGAAUAUAAUAUUCUUAACAUUUAGAGAUAACCUCUUGUACCCAAGUUUCACUCCUUUUUGCUAAAGGGAACCACGUCAUAGAUUUUGAUAUCUGUUUUAAAAUUAACUUUAUGCCUUUAUACUGCUAACUGUCCCUACACCACAUCUUUUAGCUUGUUUUUAGAGAAUCAUUUUAAAGUAGCUUUCAGUUUUUCAUGUCUAGUUUUACGCGUUUUAUAAGUACGAAGUUUAUUCCCAUCUGCUCUACUAAACACACUAUUUUCUAUUGCAAUUUUUAUUGUUAAUCAUAAUUGUUUUAGGCGUCGUUAAUACAGUGGAGUAAAACUCGUAACAUUUUGUAUAUUUAAAAGUGUUUACUAACUCUAUCACACCAGUCUUUACAUUCGUUUCCAGAUAAAUUAAAACUAUAAAUAAAUUCUAGACCCCUGCCUAUGACAUAUAAUUAUAGACGGCUUGAACUUUAAGAAAGUUUAUAUAAACUAAACUUCAUUUUAUUUUAUUUAUUUUAUUUUUUUUUUGGGGGGGGGGGGGGAGAUAAAUUUUAUCCGUUUUAUAUUUCCGUGCCACAUAAAAAUAAUUUUGAUUACAUCUGAUAACAUUUUAUUGAGUUAGCAAUGAAAGAAAGAUAUUGUAUUUAUAUAUAUAUGAAUAAUUAUGAAUAAUUCUUUAAUAGUAUAAUCAAAGUACGGACUGGUGGAGUGGUUGUUUUUUUUUUAUUAUUAUCAUUAUCAUUAUCAUUUUUUUUUCUUGUGAAAUAAAAGAAAAUACAUUAAGUGUAGACACAACAUUUAACGAACCAUGGCAUUUCUAUAGUGACAACAUUUAACGAACCAUGGCAUUUCGAGUGACAACCUUAUUAUGUAAAAAGAAGAAUAAAAGGAAAUGCCUUACCCACCAAAAUGAUUAAACAUGUAUAUUCAUCACUCCGAGGCGUGUCGUCGAAUUUAUUAACAAUUAAACAAAAGCAGCUGUCUUGAAAUGACUUUUUAUUCUUUGAAUUUUAGUGUAUAUGCAGAAUGUAUAAAACAUUAUAAAUGCAGUUUAUCGAAAUAAACAUGUACAAAUUACA